Aspergillus oryzae RIB40 is the source of this 3699-nucleotide messenger RNA. Its product is annotated as putative histone deacetylase complex subunit (Hos4). Gene Ontology annotation, molecular function: protein binding. The transcript is spliced from 2 exons. Bases 1 to 3699 code for a protein of 1232 amino acids. Lineage: Eukaryota; Fungi; Ascomycota; Eurotiomycetes; Eurotiales; Aspergillaceae. The record is from RefSeq and is a predicted model, not a curated record.
AUGAGUGAUGUUGAUGCUGUCUCCUCCCUGCCAGCUGCCCUAGAUGCCGGACACAGUGCUCUUGCGGUCAAGGUGAACCACCGAUCUCCUUCAGGUCCACGGUCCCCUAAGAGGUCUUCUCCAUUCCCUGUCUACAGGAGAGAGGACGAUCGCGCCAAAGAGGUUAACCCUGUUGCUGGGGCCGGCGAAGGGCCACCCAGCCCCAAGGCUGACUCGGAGGCAGAAACCAUAAUACAAUCGGGCCGCGAGUCCCUGUCGCCGGAAAAGAGACGGAAGUACAUACAGCAUGAACCGAAACGACGUGAUGAUGAUGACCAUGUUGAUGCCGUGGAGAGUGAUCUUCCUCCUAACGACCUGCAGGUGCGAAAGAGAAAGUUGACGGAUAGCGAUUCUUCCGAUGGACGCGACCGUGUUCCACGUCUCCUGAGUCCGAAGAAAAGAAUAGGAUCUCCGCCGUCAAUUGUGAAAGUAGAGAAGCCUGAGGAUGUGCAGUCUCUUUCGAGUAGACCAGAACUUUCGACUACCUCCGUACCCAGAACCUCGAGAAAGCGCAGCUUCAGCGAGACUAUCGAUGGUGAGGGGGACGCGGGCCGUCCUGCUCGCCUGAGAGAUCCCGCAGUAUCUCGUGAACGGGAGCGAAAAGAUUUAAGCAGUGUAACGUUUCCCCGGCCGGUAUCGACUGACCGGUCAGCCUCGCCAGUCCGAUCUGUGCACAAGCGAACCGCUUCUGGUCCCCAGCUUGGUGAUAUGCAACGCAAGAAGAAGGCACCGACGCCACUUGUUACCGGAUAUGCUCGACAAAGCUCGGAAGACCGACAGUCUGUAUCAUCAUCCACAAGUGGAUCUCCGCUACCUAGUGCGCAUCUUCGAAAACUUGGAUCGGUUGAUGGUGCCUCAGCUUCUCCUGCCAGGCCAACGGGUCACAAGAAACAGCGGGAUCAGAAUGGUCGUACACGCCUUGCACGUGCUUGUGCAGCACAAGAAUUGGAGACAGCCAUGGCAAGGCACGCGGAACGCCCAGAGGACUUAAAUGUUGCCGACAAUGCUGGUAAUACCCCUCUGCAGAUUGCGUCUUUGGAAGGAUGUGCACCCAUUGUGAAGUUUCUCUUGGAUUCUGGUUGUGAGAUCGAUACCAAGAACAUUGACAAGGAUACACCGUUGAUUGAUGCGGUUGAAAAUGGGCACUUGGAUGUUGUAAAGCUUUUGUUGGCAGCCGGCGCCAAUCCCCGUCUUGUUAAUGCUGAAGGUGAUGAGCCAUAUGAUUUGGUUCCAUCUGACAGUGAAGAUUACGAGGAAAUUCGUCGGGUGCUUGCACAGGCUAAAGCCAACCCAAGACCUAGUCGUCGUUCUGAGGAGAGAGCUGGAUCUGAAAACAAAGAGACAUCGUCCCGACGAGUUUCUGCUGAAAGUGCACGCGAAUCGCCACCUGUUAAUAGACAACGUAGCCCGCCAUUCGCUACGACGAAACGCAAAACUGUCCGAAGCGAGGCCACACGGAAUGACCUCUUGUGGACCACAGCUACUCCAGAGAACUUACAAGCUUUCGCUGCCAAAGGAGAUAUCGUGGGGGUUGCCAACAUCCUCAAUGUGGGGCAAAAGGCUGAUCCUGAGUCUAUGAUUGCAGCUGCUAAAGGUGGUCACGACGAGGUGAUCUCGCUUCUGCUCGGUAUGGGUGACGCGGAUCCCGAUCCCGAUCCGGUGCAGGGCGGCUCCCAAAAGCCUGGUUACAACACUCCUAUGCUUGCUGCGAUUGGAAGAGGCAACCUUGCUGUUAUCAGGAUUCUGCUCAACCAGCCGGAGUUUAACCCCACCCGUCGCCUUUAUAGGGAUCGGACUUACUUCGAGCUUUCUAGGGAACGUCGAGCUGAAAACUGGGAGGACGAGUACGACCUCCUCCGAGAUGCAUAUGACAAUCAUGUCAGAACCAAAAAGUCACGCAAGCAAGACCUUCACUCGCCACGUAGAGCACGUGAUAAAGACAAGGAGAACAAGCGCCCUGGACGCAGAGAUUCGCCUUCACCUGGAGGCCGACCCAGAAAAACCAAUGGAAGCCCGGGCUAUAGGGAUCCUGCCUCCAAGGAUACAGCCUUGACAAAAGAGAAAAGGCGUGACAACGUAGCUCAUUUGAAGGAGAAGUCUAAUCCAGCCCGUCCGAAACCGGCUCAUCCUACUGGUACCGACCCCGAUAGCGCUCGUCCGGAUCCCAGACCGAAGCAGCUGCUUCCACCAAGAGAGGGUGAGUCUAGUCGUGGCGAGGAAGCCCCUAAGAGACGACGCUUGAUCGCUGGACGACCUCCCCAAGAUCGAAGGAGGCCUAGCCUACCCUCGUCCGAUUCUUUGUCGAGCCGGGACGAAAGCUCAAAAGCGCGUAUUGAUCACCUUGAACCCUCAAAGUCCGGACCACCACCCCUUAAACGUGGGCGUAGCAGCGCUAGCCCGGAGCGAGGUCGUGCCUUGGAACCCGAGCGGCAUUCUCGUGAUACUGUUCAGAAGAAAAGACGUGUCUUGUCCGAAGACGGGACCCCGAACAUCACGAAUGGAGGCCUCAAAAAGGAUCACACAACAGGGGAUGCCAAGCCCCGCCGGAAGGAUGAUGAAGAUCACCAUGCAGAGUCCAGACCAGAUCCAUUACGUCAAACGGACAACCCAUCCCAUAAGGCACCUGAACGGAAGCCGGUUAAGGAGGAACAGGAGAGACAUGAUAUCAACGGCCUCAACGAUAUUCCUAUGGACGACUAUACCGAACGAGCUGAGGCAGAGGCAGAGGCUCGUCGACAGAAGGAAGCGCGAAAGGCUAGACAAGAACGCCUGGCAGAGGAAGCUCGUCUCGCUGCCGAAGCCGAAAAAGCUCGGUUGGACAAAGAAGAGGAGGAACGUGCUGCUCAUGCGGCUCGCCUUGCUCAGGAAAAGGAAAAGGCUGCGGAGGAAGAGCGCAAACGCAAAGAGGCCGAGCAGCGACGCAUCAAACAAGCGGAGGAUGAGCGCCAGAAGCGACUAGAGCAAGAAAGGCUACGCCUUGCUAAAGUACGCAGGGAGCAGGAAGAGCUAGAACAGCGACGACGAGAUGCUUUGCCAAGUCGACUUCGCAUUGCAGCUAACCUGGUGGGGUCCAAUGACCCACAGGCGAAAAGUCACCUCUGGUUGAAGAAGUUCAUGCCUGUCGUCACCGCAGAGACUCGGCAGCUCGACCCUUCCUGUGCCCCAGACGUUGCCGUAGAGAAAUGGGUGCCUAAUUACCUAGUUGCCCCGUUACUAGCGACAAAUGACCUUCAGCUCGCACAGUAUUCCAGCUGGGAAAAGCGUGAUGCAACGCCGACCCAGCGGAUGAAUCUCUGGCGCGUUACACGCCGGAUGCUUGUUCAGGCAGAUGACGCGGAUUUCAUGAACUCGUCCUUUGGACAAGUCAUGCAGAAGGAUAGCGAAGCGCGACCAAAAUACUUCGAUAUGGAACAUGUGUUUUGGGUUAAGCUUUCCGACUUUAUGGACCUUGUCCCCCACAUCCCUCAUCUCCAUGGACUCGACCUCCAGUUUCUGAAGAUGCAUAUAGACCAGGAACCUACGGCGCCGCUAGCGUUCAGCUUUCCACAAGCCAAUGGGCAUAUUUCUGGGCCUUCCCAUGUUGAGGAUACAGCUGGGCUUCCCAAUGGAGUGCAAGGCCUAACCAAUGGCUAUGGUCACCGACCAAGUACAUACGUCUAA